This is a messenger RNA of Sebastes umbrosus (honeycomb rockfish), 922 nucleotides long. It is a transcript of the gene zmat5, whose product is annotated as zinc finger, matrin-type 5. The record is from RefSeq and is a predicted model, not a curated record. Lineage: Eukaryota; Metazoa; Chordata; Actinopteri; Perciformes; Sebastidae. Gene Ontology annotation, cellular component: U12-type spliceosomal complex. The coding region runs from base 183 to 713 and encodes 176 amino acids. The transcript is spliced from 6 exons. Gene Ontology annotation, molecular function: zinc ion binding.
CACACUUCCGCUCCUAAACGGAAGUUAUUCUUAUAUUUCGUUCUUUUCUUUUCUUUCACAGCAGUUUGCUACACAGACUGUGCGUGGUCUUUCAAAGCAAACAUCCCACAGGAGGACAUCACUGUUUCCCUCAUGCAGCUUGAAAGGUGACAUCUUGCUGGUUUGAGCACAUAACCUGCACCAUGGGGAAGAGAUACUACUGUGACUACUGUGACCGGUCCUUUCAGGACAACAUGCAUAACAGAAAAAAACAUCUCAACGGUGUUCAGCAUCACAGAGCUAAAAAGGCCUGGUAUGACUUUUUUAGAGACGCUGCAGCCGUUCUGUGUGAUGAGCAAACAAAGAAACCCUGCAGGAAGUUUCUCCAAAAAGGGAUUUGUGAUUUUGGCCCUAACUGCAGGUUUUCUCACAUGUCUGAAGAGGAUCUGUAUAACUUAAAAAGACAGGUUGAAGAUGAAAGACAGCGCAAAGAGGACUUUGUAGACAGAUUGAUGCCCCGGCGAAGUGUAGAAGAAUGGCUCUCCAGAAGGGAAAAGAAGAAGCAAACUGCCCUCAGUAGCAAAGGAGAUCUAAAAAAUAAGGAAGACAGCGAAGAGGUCCAAGAAGAAAGUGACGUACCUCCACAGCUCCUCUCCAUCCGUGACCUUCCACCCUCUCUGCUACCUCCUCCUCCUGGCGGAUGGAAAGUCAGUGUGAACACAGAAUGGGGCUAAAAGAUAUUCACUUUGUGGUUCAAAUCACUGUUAAUUGGAUAUGUGGUAUUAAUAAGAGGAAUGGUACAGAAUACAUAUCUUAUUGAGCCAUGGUGUCGUGUUCGUAUGUCAUUAUGUUGUCAGUUUGAAAUGAGGUUUUCAGAAAAACAGUUUGUUGCCAUUUAUCAUUUUAAAAAUAAGAAUAAAAACAUGUUGUAUGCCGUACAGUA